UGUGAUAGAAUAAUGGGCGCAAGCCGUCAGGCUUGUCAGAAAUAUCCAAGAAACCCGCGAAAAAAAAUCACGCGGUUGAACAUUUAGAAUUCUUUUUUCGGAGUAUGAACAUAUGUCUUUUGUGGCUUUUUUGGGUAUUUGUAAGCUGCAUCUCCAGUGUAAGAAUAAUUGAGGCUAAAUCUUUUAAACAUGGUCAAAAAACUGGUACAGUUUUAUUCGAAAGAAACGAUUUUCGAAAGCAAUGCUGGACAGAUGAGGAAUUUACUAUUCUUAGUAGUCGGAGGAUGUUUCAAGAUCUUCUACCAAAUGUGAAUGUCAUCGAUCCCCAGAAUGAUCAGUACAUAGCGCACCUUAUGGACUAUUUUCACAUAUGCCUCGAGAGUGUGCGGAGGCUGUCCGUGGGCAAAACGAAGCAUUUGAUGUUGAAAGCUCUGGCGGACACUCUAGGCGGUUACUUGCGGGCCUACAUCCUCCCCAUCACAAGGCAUUCGUAUUACGCGGGUAACAUCAAGUAUCGUAACACGAGGAUGCUGUUCGAGCUCUUCGACGAGCUGAAGGUCUUCCUUCGGACCAACGGCGCCGGCUGGUCGAAGCCCAGCCAGGACCUUCCAAACAUCCGGAUCCCUCCCAUCGUAAUUACACCACCGAAAACGUCGGUCGCCUGUAACGGGCUUAUCACGUAUUCGGCGUCUUCCAAACAUGACGGUGAUUAUCGGAGCUUCACGUUCAGAAAAAAAAGACGGUCCACGAUGAAGCAGGGACAUUCGAGACGUGCGGUCGAUGGCUACAGAAAUGAGGCGACAACGAGCGAAGUCGUAAUACCCCUCCCGAUCCUCGAUAAUGAAGCAGAGCCUAACAGCAUCGCGCUGCCCUUCAAAACCGACAGCCUGCAAUCAUUGUACUCGGAAAAGUCGGCUUUCAUCCUCGUGAAGUACUACAUCACCAGCGUGAAGUGCAUCACCUCGCGAUCGAGCACGAAAACGCGGCUGCGAACGUUCAACAGGGACUUCUACGCCUGGUUGCAACGAUCUGUACGUCGACACCUAGACGACGAGAAGUGGUAUCCAGCAUUCGGCGGUGUCCUCCGAGUACUGGCUACUUUGCGAGAAUCGGAUAUUGGCGGCGAUAUAAUGAAGAGCAGAACAAGUGGUACUUAUCAAGUUAUGCCCAAAGUAGGCGCGGAACGUGUGAGUCAGGCGGACAAGAGUGCGUCGUCUCUUUACAAAGGAAAGGGAGAAAACAGUACAAUGACGCUUGGGCCGACGGAGCUCGUGAUUAUAGCACUGGUAUCCGUACUGGUGAUAUGGUUAUUGGUGGGUUUGUGCUUAGUGUGCUACAAAUUCCUCACCAAACCUUCCGAGGGCUGUCCACCCUGCGAAUCAAAGGCUACACCAUUUGCGGUUCUCUAUGAAAACUCAGACUAUUGCCAGCCGGAUACGUGCCCCUCGAAGUCGCGUAAGGGCGUGGUUCAAAAAUUGAAGGAAUGGUGGAGAGAUAGGUUUGGACGAUGCCCAGGGGGAUGCCAGGAGCACGCGGACGAGGAACGUUGCCUGGCCGCAAUCAGUUACAACAGCAAAGACGUCAGCAAUAGCAGCAGCAGAGUUUAUCCGAGAAAAAAGUACACUAAAUCUACGUCCGCCCCGCAAUUAGGAAUGCCCAAAGGUCGCACGGUUUUCAAACAUAGCGUUUGCUACAGUUCCGAAGGAUCGACCACUUACUCCGACAGUCCAGCCAAGCUGAGAUAGCAAUUAGAUAAUAAAGAAUGAUUUCGAACGCCGGGACACGUGUGAAAGGAUAUUAUAUUUCCCCUUUAAGAUGUACCAUUUAACUUUAGGACUUAUAUUAAUAAAAAGAGUAAAGCUUAAUA
This is a messenger RNA of Wasmannia auropunctata (little fire ant), 1867 nucleotides long. RefSeq lists its product as uncharacterized. Lineage: Eukaryota; Metazoa; Arthropoda; Insecta; Hymenoptera; Formicidae. The transcript has 12 exons. The record is from RefSeq and is a predicted model, not a curated record. The coding region runs from base 105 to 1745 and encodes 546 amino acids.